AUAGGCUGCCCUAUCCUGUCUUAGUUCCACUAGAUGCAUCACUUAAUCUGAAGCACAUUGAUAGAUCCAGAUAUCUCGCAGAUAAGAAAGUUGAUGGAAGAUCCCGUGUUGACAGGGAGGCUGACAAUCAACAGCUCCUUCAGCUAGAGGAGAAGGAUGUUGUAUCAUCAGUGGCCACUCUUCUCUCAGAUCUAUGUGGCCCUGGAGAAUGGAUGCCAAUGGAGAGACUUCAUUCUGAGCUGGAGGAACAAUUCGGCAAUGUUUGGCAUCACAGUCGUGUGAGAAGAUACCUCACCUCUGAGGAUCAUCCCGUUCCAGAAGCCAAGGGAAAACCAUGGUAUGGGUUGCUCAUGUUGUUGAGGAAGUACCCAGAGCAUUUCGUUAUCAACACAAGAUCCAAGGGACGGGUUACCCUGGAGUUUGUCUCUCUUGUGUCUCUACUCUCGUGAAAAUUUCACACCUUCGUCAAUGUAAAAUAUCGUUGGUUUGUUUUUCUAUUGGCAAAUCUCGAAUCCUGUCCAAGUUUGAAUACAAUAUAUUUUAUAUUAUUUAUUCUUGAUUGUUCUUUUC
Messenger RNA from Olea europaea var. sylvestris, 570 nucleotides. Its product is annotated as FHA domain-containing protein FHA2-like. The record is from RefSeq and is a predicted model, not a curated record. NCBI's taxonomy places the organism in Eukaryota, Viridiplantae, Streptophyta, Magnoliopsida, Lamiales, Oleaceae. The transcript is spliced from 3 exons. Gene Ontology annotation, cellular component: nucleus. Gene Ontology annotation, molecular function: sequence-specific DNA binding. The annotation marks the transcript as partial. Gene Ontology annotation, biological process: regulation of ribosomal protein gene transcription by RNA polymerase II.